CAUACGCUGGCGCUAACACACGCUCUGGGGAUCAUCGACAGGCCCUCGUCGCCACCGCUGGAUUCGCCUCGUAAUUCUGGUCACAGCGCACCCCAGGAGAGGUCUGGGGAUUAACGGUAUUGGUACCUUCUGGUUUCCCUACGUGGCCUGGGGGCGCCAUGUCGCUGGAGGGCUCCCCGCGCUCAGGGUCGCAGGCCGCGGGUGCCGCGGGGCACGCGAAGCCGAACCCGAAGCAGAGCUGGGCCAAGCUCUUGGACCGGGUCGCCGACAGCGAGAAGGGCACCACCGCCAGCAUCCGGGUGACCAAGGUGGACAACGACCGCACCAAGCUGCUGAAGGAGGUCCUCAAUUGCGCGGCCAAAGCCACGAUGGGUACUCGCAGGCCCCCAGAGGUGACGAGCGGGACCAGCAUGUUUGAGGGCUGCGACACCAUCGAGGAGGUGCACAAGGUCAAGGAGCGCUACGAGUCCAUCUCCGGGGUGCCCUCGCGCUCCAGCAGCAAGGCCGUUGCAGAGCCAGAGAGGGCUGGGCUCGGGGCGUCGUGCACGCUGGACGCCGAGUCCGUGCUGAGCGUGGCGGCGGGCAUCGAUCCUGCCCUGCGGGGCGUCCUCGCCAACGCCGGCCAGCGCCUCGCGGGCCUCCACCUGUGCCUGCAGAGCGAGUCCGAGCCCCCGGCCUGCCCGGGGCCGGUGCAGGCGCCGUCGCUGCGGCGCGACGUGGUGCUGGUGAGCCGGGGCGGGCCGGCCAGGCAGGGCGAGCUGCAGCGGCUGGAGGAGGCGGCCGACCAGUUCAUCGACCAGUUCAUCCAAUUCGGGCCCUUGGACGCGCUGGACGCCACCUUCGCGGAUCCUUGCGUCGACGACGCCGCGCUGGCCGAGGCGUUCCCUGGGCGCUCGGACCACAACCCAGCGCUCGUCGGCCUGACGGACUACUUGCUGGAGCGCCCGGAGGAGUGGCGCCGCACCAUGCAGCGGAUCCAAAGCAACGCCAGCUUCACGGUGAAGCAGCGGGCCGCGCGGCAGGUCUGCCUGGAGACCUGCCCCAGCGCCCUCUCCUUGCACAGCGCCAGCUCCGAGGCCCCCUCGGGCCCAGAGAGCGCGCUGUCCGGGGGGGGGGGCGGGUCGCGGCAGCAGCACCGGGCACUCCGCACCGCGACGACGCCGUUUGGGUCGACGCCGCCGGCGCAGCCGCGGGCCCGGGGGAGAGGCUCGCUCGGGGUGCUCAACCCGUUCGGGGACCCGCAGGGCUGAGAGCGGGUCUGCCCAGCGGCCCCGCCCGCGGAUGUGAACUUCGCCCUGCGCACCUUGCUGCUCGCUGCGUGAGCUACUGCUGUGCCUUGCUGUUGCGGCCCAGCACACUGCCAGAGCUGGCGGGACUCGCCCUUCGCCUUGUCUGCCUCCAGCGGCCGGCGCACCGAAUCGCGUCCGCCUCCUCCUCCACUCCUUUCCCUU
This is a messenger RNA of Prorocentrum cordatum, 1451 nucleotides long. The record is from the annotation of a GenBank genome assembly. Lineage: Eukaryota; Dinophyceae; Prorocentrales; Prorocentraceae.